AUGAAAGUCCUGAAAUUGUUUAUGACUAAACUCCGGAUAACUUUAAAAGGCACACCAUUUAAGAUACUCAACUUACCGCGGACUGCAUUAAAAAUCGUCGUCAACCAAAUGGAUAUUCAAUCAACAUUGAAAUUAUCAAAAACAUCGAAGAAAAUGUAUGAAAAGAUGAAAAACGCUAAAAGAAACGUUUACAAGUUGAUUAUUGAUAAUCACACUGAUAAUCCUAGAAACGGAGUGACGUCAUUGCGGCUUAUCGCAUAGUACAGAAAUGCAUGGACCGUUUAAUUCUGCACACGUACAGUAUCAACGUCUGGAUUUUAUGGGCUUAGUGGGUUUCGCUAUUUAUGAACUUCUCGGUAAAGUUGUAAGACUAGUAAAUUUGGUAAUUGACAAAGAUUGUCUUUUUGGCGAUUACCAAGCUUUAAUUUGCCAUCCGAUUUUCCGAAAGUGCCAUUACAUGGAGAUUGUUGGAGGGUUUUUGGAUAUCUCGACAGAUGAAAUUAAUUUUGUGUUAAACAAGAUCGAUGUCAGCUACGGCCUGCUGAUUGAAUGCUCUUUGCCGGAGGAUUUCAAUAUGAAAUCUUUUUACAAGAUUGCUCGCUUGGAUAUUGUCGAUGCUGGUCAAAUCACAUUAGAAGAUUUAUUGAACAUGGACUGUGAAGUCAUCAGACUAUGGAAUCAUAACUUCACACCUCUGCGAAUCAAUCAGUUUAUUCAUAACUGGAUGCUAGGAGCAAUGCCCAAAUUAAGAAGGCUCCGUUUAAAUGACUAUUGUGAUCCAAGUCAGAUUGAUAGGAUGUUGCUCGGGGUUAAACAUUCAAAAUGGGAUAGAAAUCGUCGCCCACAAUGUUUUCGUUUCCUUGUCGUGUGGCUGAUGUUGCUCUAUUAUACCACUGAGCUUGUGUCUGCUUUCUUACUGCAUUACAUCCUUUUUGUUGUUAUUAUGUUACCAGAAACUCCAGAAUGGGGAAAUAUUGAUAUUACUGGUUGUCACAAUACUGUUUUUUUUACGAUUAUUGUUAGCAUCGGAGGAAGCAAAAGAACGGACGAAAUCGGUCAAGGACAACGAUUUCUACAGCGAGGACAAUUCGUGUGGAGGAGAAACUCCAGUUCAAACCGCCGCCAAGCUGUCGUUGGUCGCAUUGUCGCGCCGAGACCCGUCGUCGUUAAAG
Messenger RNA from Caenorhabditis elegans, 1172 nucleotides. The record is from the annotation of a RefSeq genome assembly. NCBI's taxonomy places the organism in Eukaryota, Metazoa, Nematoda, Chromadorea, Rhabditida, Rhabditidae.